This is a messenger RNA of Osmerus eperlanus (European smelt), 1665 nucleotides long. RefSeq names its product alpha-protein kinase 1-like. Bases 205 to 1665 code for a protein of 486 amino acids. Gene Ontology annotation, biological process: cytoplasmic pattern recognition receptor signaling pathway; innate immune response. The record is from RefSeq and is a predicted model, not a curated record. Gene Ontology annotation, molecular function: monosaccharide binding; protein serine/threonine kinase activity. Gene Ontology annotation, cellular component: cilium. The transcript has 11 exons. NCBI's taxonomy places the organism in Eukaryota, Metazoa, Chordata, Actinopteri, Osmeriformes, Osmeridae.
CGGACUAGACAGAAAAAUUGUAGCGACAUCCACAUUUCAAUCGACGUGUUUAGGAAUCGCUGCACGGAUAAAUAGGCUAACUACCUCAAGUCUCGACUUUGGUUCAUGCCAUGCAUGACCAAUAUUCUUUACUAACAGCCAACCCAUCCUACUUUUUUUACAAGGUCUGUGCCUACUUGAACAUACUGAAAAAACGAUUGAACCAUGGACAAUUGGGAGAUUGGACUCUUGCUGGAAGAGUGCAGAAUGGCAGCAGGACAGACAAUGGCACCCACUGCGGAAGCGAAGCUGAAUUACUGGAAGUACAAAGGGUCUCUGUCUGUAGAACUGAGCUCCCUGCUUCAGGAGGCUGUGGAUAUGAAGUGGCCCUUUGUUCCGGAGCAAUGGCAGUACAAGCAUUCAGUCAGCUCCCAGGACCAAGUCAACCUCAAAGAUCUCAUCAGUGAACAUCUACCUCAAUUACUGGCUCUCCUUAAGGCAGCCAUAUUGGUAGAAGAAGCCAAGUUGGCAGUUUCUGUGAUCUUCCUAGUGGACCGGUUUCUGUAUUGGGCAGAUCACUCUAGUUCUCUUUUAAAGAUCACCAAGGAAGUCCACCGACACCACCCAGGGACACCUAUUUCCCCACAGCUGGUCAUUCGGCAAGCGAGGGUCUACCUCAGUUUGGGUCAGUUCAACUUAUAUUUAGGUUCUGGCUGUAACAAUUUAUCUAUGUAUAAUAAUAAACUCCUCAAAAAAAGGAAACUCCAGAAGGCAGAAUACAUUUUGAGCAGUCUAAUCAACAAUUCUGGGGCAACAGGUUGUUGGGUGUACCAUUCCGACAGUGACAAGGCUCUUGUGCAGGCUGUCAGUAUUCAAGUGCGUGGACUCGUACUGCAAAAACUGGGGCUGUGGCAGGAGGCUGCUGAGCUGAUAUGCGGAUCACUGGUUGGUUACUAUGCUCUUCCACAGCCUGACAAAAAGGGCAUUGGAACAUCAUUGGGAGUGCUGGCCAACCUACUGGUGUCCAUGAGUGACACUGAUUUCAAAGCUUUAAAAUCAAAUCCGAAUAUUGACUUGGGUUUUUUUCCGGACACUGGUCAUCGUCUUCUCUGUGCAGCUGAAGCAGCUAAGCAUGCAGUGAUAUACAGUCAGUAUACUUCGCUGUACGUGCUUACCAAUGUGACAGUUCUUGCCCGUCACCUUUUUGAAGCUAAGGACAUUUGGAACAUGGAUGAAACGGGUACAACAACGGUCCAAGUGCCCGAUAAAAUAAUAGCCACCAAGGGGAAGCGCCAGGUCGGUGCAGGGACGUUGGUCACCACUGCCCUAGCUGUAAAUGCACAAGGCAAUAGCAUUCCCCCGUACUUCAUCUUUCCCAGGAAGAAGUUCCAGGACCACUUUGUGAGUAGUGGUCCCAUCGGCUCCGCUGGUUCUGCAAAUAGCUCAGGAUGGAUGCAGGAUGUCGACUUUCUGGCCUUUCUCCAGCACUUUGCCAGACACACACGUGUGAAUCUGGAGUCGAAGCCACUUGACAGGAGCGUCUUCGGUCCACUGAAGAGAUAUAUUAACACAGCAGCAGAUCACUGGAUGAGAUUACAUCCUGGAAAAACGUUGUCCAUCUAUGACGUUCCAAGUGGCCACAGCUCUGCCAUGAGCAGCGACACCAAGCAACCUCUGGUCACAUGA